AUGGUACCCAUCAACUUUGGAGAAAACGUUCUUGGACCUACUAAGCCUAAUCACCUGGAUCGACCGCCCUAUAUUCGUGGAGAUGCCUUUCAGUUUUUGAAUGCCAGUCGUGAAUUCCUUGAAUUUGAUCGUACGGAAUAUGUCGUAACCACAAGUCUCCUUAUUCAAGUGGUGUCUCGUCAACUGCGGUCGCUUGAAUGCUAA
Molecule: messenger RNA, 204 nt
Organism: Schistosoma guineensis
Lineage: Eukaryota; Metazoa; Platyhelminthes; Trematoda; Strigeidida; Schistosomatidae
Source: the annotation of a GenBank genome assembly